AUGCGAAUUUUAACAAGUGUUGCAUUCUUUUGUGUCAUACUACUUGUUUUUAUUAAGAUCUCAAAUGAUGCUUUUCUCAAAUGUUAUCAGAAUAUGUCCAUAGAAAUGAAAAUUGCUUUAGGUGGUCGUGAAGGAAACAAUGCGUUCUUGAAGUAUGGGUCAGCGUCCAAUGGCAGCUUUAAUGGUUUAGUUAGUCUUGUGGAAAGCGGCUUCAGCUACAAAGAUAUCGUGAAGUUAUCCAAGGAGCCAGAUAUUAAUAUGCACGCGAUGGAUGGUAUGGUGGUGGUAGCAGCUCGAGUGGGUCUAAGGGAAUUGGCCAGUGCGAUCGCCGAGGGACCGGCAAGGUGUAACAUGAACGAUCUUCAUCGGCUGACAUUAACAGAUGCCUCGUUACCGCAGCGAAUUCUUCCGAUUUCGGUACUAAAGAAGGGUUAUGGCAAUGCGAACAUUACUCCUUUACAUACGGCUGCCAUCAAUCCGAAUAUCCUUGAACGUCUCCGCACGAUACAACCGAACAUAAACAUUCCAGAUUCAAAUAACUGGUAUACGAUCCAUUACGCAGCUGUUUGUGAAGGAGCUGAGCCGCUGAAAUUCCUCUUGAGAAAUGGCAUCACUCCAUCGGUACUCAAUAAACAGAAUGAAUCCCCACUACAUGUGGCAGCUCGUGCUGGACGAAAGGAGACUAUUAAGGUGGGGUUUGAGGAAAGAAAAAUUGAACCACAUGGUCUGUAUCUGAGUCCCAUUUAUAUCAAAGUAAAAAGUCUGCGAAUAACAUACAAGUUUAUCUAUAAGGUUAGCACACUUAGUUUCAACGACAAAUAA
This is a messenger RNA of Angiostrongylus costaricensis, 822 nucleotides long. NCBI's taxonomy places the organism in Eukaryota, Metazoa, Nematoda, Chromadorea, Rhabditida, Metastrongylidae. The record is from the annotation of a GenBank genome assembly.